AGCAGUAUGACUGUUGUUUUUCCUUUCAGCUAAGAGGAGCUGAGCUGGUGCGUGCUCGUGCAGCUCCCUCUUGAACAAGGUGUACCCCCCCCCCCAUUCUGUGCGUGCACCCCCUGUCUUGUCUGCGUGCACGCGCACGUCGCGUCCAUGGUGUUAGGCUUUCUCGCUGCUGCUCUGCUUCACUUCCUCUAUCGACCUCCUCCACUCUGCAUCUCUGCUCUCCAUCCUCCGUCUCCACCCUCCUCUUCCAUCUCCCCUUCUUCCAUCUUCUGUUUCUCCUCCUCCUCCUCCUCUUCUUCGCUUCCUUCGCGAGCUUGAUGGAUGCGGGCAGCCCAGGAGACAGGUGCCAUGCACGCUGUGUCAUCACUGAGCCCCUCCCUCUACAUCCUUAAAUGACCCGGGGCUGAGAGGUGUGUGGGGGGGAGUUGGUCCAGACCAGACCAUGGCAUGUGGCCCGCCGUGGGCAUCCAACACUGACCAUGGGACUUCGGUCCAGGACCGUCGCUAGCAGCUCAGAGGAGCACAAGAGGGAUCCACUGGACCAGAGCGGCGGUGGCGGGGGCGUGGACAAGGAUGGUGCCCUGCUGCUGGUGUCGGCGGGCCGGGAGGACUACAAGCGGGCCUCUCAGGGCAUGGCCAUUGGACUCCUGGCCAAGACCCCCCUGAACUACAGCCGGCCUGCCAAAAGGAAUAACAUCCGUAAGAGAAGGAUCCAGAACCUGAUCUACGACGCCUUGGAGAGACCGCGAGGAUGGGCGCUGCUCUACCACGCUUUCGUGUUCCUGAUUGUUCUGGGCUGUUUGAUUCUGGCCGUGCUGACCACCUUCAGAGAACACGAGAAGACAUCUGCUCAUUGGCUGGUGGUCCUGGAAACCUUCGCCAUUUUCAUCUUUGGGGCAGAGUUUGCACUGCGUGUGUGGGCGGCGGGCUGCUGCUGUCGCUACAAAGGAUGGCGAGGGAGGCUCAAGUUUGCCCGCAAGCCGCUGUGCAUGUUGGACAUCUUUGUGCUGGUGGCGUCGGUGCCGGUGGUGGCGGUGCGUAACCAAGGCAAUGUGCUGGCCACGUCCCUGCGCAGCCUGCGCUUCCUGCAGAUCCUGCGCAUGCUGCGCAUGGACCGCCGAGGAGGAACAUGGAAGCUGCUGGGCUCCGCUAUCUACGCCCACAGUAAGGAGCUGAUCACAGCCUGGUACAUCGGCUUCCUGUCUCUCAUCCUGGCAUCCUUCCUGGUUUACCUGGUGGAGAAGGACGACAUAUCAGUGGACAUGUCCAACCCGGACGACCCCACCGCUCAGCCUAAAGCUCAGGACUUUGACACCUACGCAGAUGCCCUGUGGUGGGGGCUGAUCACACUGACCACCAUUGGUUACGGCGACAAGACACCAAAAACAUGGGCAGGGAGACUUUUAGCCGGGACUUUCGCUCUGAUUGGCGUGUCCUUCUUCGCGCUGCCUGCAGGCAUUCUGGGUUCAGGUCUGGCUCUGAAAGUCCAGGAGCAGCACAGACAGAAGCACUUUGAGAAGCGCCGACAUCCAGCUGCUGGACUCAUCCAGUCAGCGUGGCGCUACUACUCUACCAAUCCAAUCAGGGAAGACCUCAUUGCCACGUGGAGGUUUUAUGAAACCGUUAUUUCUCUUCCGUGUUUCAGGAAGGAGCACCUGGAGGCCAUAGCCAGCCAGAAAAUGACACUACUGGAGCGUGUUCGCCUUCCUAAUGCCCGGCCGGCAAUGGCGGCCGUGGCGGUGGCGGCGAGCAGGAAGCUGGCGGCCAACACGGAAUCCGUGGAGGACAGUCCUUCCAAAGAACCCAAACCUGCCGGCUUUAGUAACCGGGAACGUUUCCGCACCGCCUUCCGCAUGAAGGCGUCCACGUUGCGCCAGAGCUCUGAAGACGCAGCAACCCUGCCAGAACCCGUCCUGGAGGAACGAGGCUUCCCGGCUGACAUCCUGCUGGAGGAGAUGAUUCCCACGCUCAAGCUGGUCAUCAGGGCCGUAAGGAUCAUGCAGUUCUUGUUGAACAAGAAGCGCUUCAAGGAGACGCUGAGGCCUUACGACGUGAAAGAUGUGAUCGAGCAGUACUCUGCUGGUCACCUGGACAUGCUGUGUAGGAUCAAGUACCUCCAGGCCAGGAUCGACAUGAUUCUGGCCCCUGGACCCCCCCUCACCCCCAAACAGAAGAAACCUCCCAAACCCCCCUUUAACUAUCUCACCAACCAGUCCCCCAGGCACGAGUCGUACUUCUCCAAGAGUGUCUCCAUGGCCGACACCGAGGACCAAAGCAUGAUGGGAAGAUUUGUCAGGGUGGAGAGACAGGUGGAGGACAUGGAGAAAAAGUUAGACUUCCUAGUAGACAUGCACAUCCAGCACAGCGAGCACCUGCAGGUGGACUCUGCUGGCACCGCCCACAUGACCUUGGAAGCCCCCCGCCCCGGGGCUGGAGACAUCCGCGCGGUCUUCCUCAACUACGCCGAGUCAUUCCCGCACGUGGCCUACCAAGUGCCCCUCGGCAAGGUGGGCUCGUACUACGGCUUGGGGGGUAGAGGAGGCGUCGAGGAGGCAGGAUCAGCUGCAAGAGGGCGCACCUCACAUGUCCAUCCGCGUCCACCGCCACCCACUGUGCCCACCUACGCCGAGCGUCCCACCGUCUUGCCCAUCAGCUCCCUGCAGGACAUGUCAGGGGGGCUAGGCAGGACCACAGGGGGGCGAGGGGGCGACUCGCCGCUGUCGUUGUUGUCAGUGAACCACGAGGAGCUGGAGCGCUCACCUAGCGGCUUCAGCAUCUCUGGCGAGCGGGGGGAUGAGGACGAGGACGAGGAGGGGGCGGGGGGCUUAGCUACGAGGGCCAGGGUGACCACAGAGGAGGGCGGUCGGACCCGACCUAGACCCGUGUACCUUGCAGAGGGUGAGACUGACACGGACACAGACCCCUUCACGCCCAAUGGGGGACCACUGCCGCUCUCCUCCACGGGGGAGGGGCUUGGGGACGCUGUGUGGAGCACGCCGCCCUGAGCCUCCUUCCGCUUGACCUUUAAUCCAAGCCACGCCUCCAAGCCACACCUCCACACUUGAAGCACUCAGAGGAGGUUGUCAGUGAUGUCAUCGUGAUGUCAUUGCGUGCAUGGCCAAAUGUUAACACGACGUGACGGCCAACUGCAUGUGACGCAUGACUAGCGUAGACGCGCUUCUGCUAUGCCAUUUUCUACUUUCACUUUUCUUUUGCAUGGACCGCAUGCUAGGACGCCAUCUACUGGCCAACCAAAAGUCACUGAUGUAUGCGUGUGUGCGUGUGCGUGUGUGUCAGGACUGAAAAGUAGGCGGUGCUUCACUGUCACAGUGCUGAAUGAUUGACAGCAUCAGAGUGUCAUCAAUCAAUCAAUCACGUGACGUCCAAUGUGCCAAAAUCCUCCAAAACGUCUUUCUGUUUGUCCUUAACGACCCGACACCUUUGAUUGGUCCUGAUGGAGCCGCUGACAACAAGCCAUCUUUACAAAAAAAAAAGUUUGUAGCAGCAGUCUGUUCAUCUGUCAAUCUAAUGAAUUUACAAUAUUUUGUCAAGAUUUUCUAACAAAACUUAUUUUCUACGUUUGUACGGCAAAGUCCACUCCUGAGACAAACAACAACCUAUUGUCUUCUGACCUUUACCCUUCUCGUGACCAGAAAAGACAGGAAGUGAGAGGCGGGUCCUCAGUAGCCUUCAUAGUAAUAACAACCAUAAUAAUCAUUAUAAUAAUUAUAAUAAUCACCAUUUCAUGUUUUUAGCCGCUUAUUAAACGCUACACUUAUUACCACUUAUUAGCACACUUCUUGUAGUUAUGUGACAACUUGAGUCACAUGACACCUCAGGCUUCCACUGAUUUAACACACUGGCCACUUUAUUAGGCACACCUGUUUAAAAAUAGAAACUAUUGUUCAAUGAAUGUCUUGAAAAUGAACAUUAUUAGAAUCUUCGCCACUGGAUCUCAGUAGCUGGCGUACCUAAUGAAGUGGCCGCCUUGGCGUAGAAACGCUGUAAGCUAGCUCCCAGCAUGCUUUAGAGAACCACAUUUACUCUUUUAUAUUUCAAAGUAGAAAAACUUCCUUUCCUUGUUUCACUUUGCGUUGUCAUGAUGACAGACAUUUAAUGGCGCGUAUAAUGACGUCAUAUUUAACGUGUAAUCGAGUAUUUACAUGAAGACACCUGCACAUUUUUUCCCAUGAAGAAUUUUGAAUGAGUGUUUUGUUUGUAAGCAUGCUGCAACCGACAUGCUCCAACUUCAUCACGUCCUUUCGUCAUCGUCUUAUUAUCUUCAUGUCCACGUCCAAGUGGACCUACAGCACAAACACACUUUGUCAUGUCAAAUGACCUUUAACCUUGAUUCCUUUAACUGAAAAAGCAUUUUGGCAUCAAGAAGUCAUUUUGUGUGUCAGUGCUAACAUGCUAACAUGCAGUCUUCAUGAGCUGCUUUCUUGUUCAAUUCUUUUUUUUUUUUUUAAGUUCUGUUCAUGGACCUUCCAGAAGGUUCUGGAGUGAUUUAUUGUUUUGUACCAGCACACACACACACACACACGGUAUAGUAGGUCCUGAAGGCUGCACAGGGUUCUGCUGGAGAACUAAAAGUCCAAAACGUCUUUUCUUCUCACAAAAAGCCAUAAAAUGUUCGACUGGAAGCUAAAGUGCAGCCUUGUCUGUUGUGUUUGUGUUCUGAUCCAAACAUUCAAACAUGACCUGGAACUUAUUGGACCUUUUGAUUGCUACCAAUGAUUUGUGCCUUGGCUUUUCACACUUUUGUUCUUCUUGUCGCUCUUUGGCUUUACAGAGUUGCAACAACUUCAAGGUAUGAAUUAUAUUCAUAUCCUGCUGCUAAGCUAGGCUAAAAAUCAAUAGCAACCUUGAUAUCCAACAUAUUGACAAGUGUUGGAAUGUCAUGUUUGCUUAGCGACAUAGCUAGCUAGCUCGGAUCGCAAGACUUCUCCGUCGCCAAACAAGCAAUGUCAGGCAGAGAACGUCCUAGAAGGUUUGCGAGCGACUUUGCAGCAGCAGCUUGUUUACUUUUGACAUCUCAAGACAAGAAGUGACCUUCACCUGUCAUCACCGACAUUUCCCUUCUUUUUGAUGAUAUAAUAUGCAAAUGUACUCGGACUUGUUGAUAAUAAAGGACUGAAGU
Molecule: messenger RNA, 5140 nt
Organism: Dunckerocampus dactyliophorus (ringed pipefish)
Lineage: Eukaryota; Metazoa; Chordata; Actinopteri; Syngnathiformes; Syngnathidae
Gene: kcnq3
Product: potassium voltage-gated channel, KQT-like subfamily, member 3
Exons: 16
Coding region: 480-3005 (841 amino acids)
Biological process (GO): transmembrane transport; potassium ion transport
Cellular component (GO): membrane
Molecular function (GO): voltage-gated potassium channel activity
Source: RefSeq, a predicted model, not a curated record